UAGCAAUCAAACAGUUGUUAUGAUCCCGGAGUACUCACUAUAUUUCGGUGGUAAAGAGCACUGGAAUGAUAUCUUUAUUCCGUUGAGUACUUCAUGUGAUUAUAAAAAUUUAACUCAAGAUGAGCGCAAUGUUACCGAAAUACCCAAUAAUAUAAUUUAUAGAAAACUUAUGAAUCAAUUGCCGAAACAAUUUGGUAGAGAUUUGAUGUCUCUGGUGGACAGUCCUAACUCAUGGUUUCACUCGCAGUUCACGGGAUAUAUAUUGAGACCACAACCAAGACUUCAGAGAUUUCUCAAUGAUUUUAAGAAACAAAUUAAUUACAGACACCCUAUUGUAGGCAUUCAUGUGCGACGGACUGAUAAAAUAAGUAAUGGAGAAGCACUUUAUCAUCCAAUUUCCGAUUAUAUGGUUUCAGUCAAAGACUAUUUCGAUAAACUAGAGCUCACACGACAAGUAUCCCAAAGACUAGUCUAUGUAGCGUCCGAUGAUCCGUCAGUUUUGCCUCAAUUUAUAAACGAUUAUCCAAACUAUGAAUUCAUUGGAAGUACUUCCAUCUCGAAGUUGGCUUUCAAUGACACCACGAGAUAUUCAAAUGAAUCCCUUUGGGGAGUACUCGCGGAUAUAUUCCUGUUAUCGGAAACCGAUUAUAUUGUUUGUACCUUCAGUUCAGCCGUAUGCCGACUUUCCUAUGAAUUAAUGCGAUACAGCCAAUUGGACGCCUCAUUGCAAUACCGAUCCCUAGACGUGCCCUUUCAUUAUCACCACUCAUUGACUCCCAUCCGGACUGCUGUUUACAACCAUCGGUCAAAAUCUGAAGAUCAAUGGGAUCUAAGAAUUGGUGAUCAUUUCUACGAAAAGGUGGUGGGUCAAUUUACUGAAUGGUUUGAUCAGUCAAUUAAUGGCAGGGGUUGGAACUCAUAUUUCUAUGCCUCCAAUUCAUCGACACAACAAAGUUCUUAUAAAUUAUACCCUGUUUAUAAAGUUUUUGAUGACAUUGAGUUGGUCUAGAUUCUCAAGUACUACUUAAUAAA
Messenger RNA from Oppiella nova, 1032 nucleotides. The record is from the annotation of a GenBank genome assembly. NCBI's taxonomy places the organism in Eukaryota, Metazoa, Arthropoda, Arachnida, Sarcoptiformes, Oppiidae.